CGAACUCACGAACUCAAUCGGUUUCUCAACACAGAGACCGUGUGAGACGACAAACAAACAAACCAAAAGGAAACUGCGUGUUCUGAAGAGGCGCUACUAUCCGCGAAAAGGUGGCAUGGAGGACCACGCUAGACGAGUUUCUGACGAGCUGCGGGUCUUUGAGGGAGAGAAGCGUGUGCCGGAUGGAGCAACCGACCUUCGCGAGAAGCCAAACGCGAACAACCACAACGAAGAAGAGGUAGAGGUUACCGAUGGAGUAGACACAACAGCGGUAAGCACAAUUCACGCGGUGGCCCAUUUUUUUUACCCUUCGUUUGUUUGCUUCUUCGCAGCGCCACCUCUACAGAUUCGGCUAAUGGUUGAGAUCUGCACAAGCCGAAACAACGAAAGCACGGGCUGCGGAAGAAGCCAGUGAGUUGACCUUGGCGGUUCUCCUAGCUCAAAACAAAGACCUCGAAACGUCUCGUGCUGCUGUCGAGAGGAGAUGUCAAGAGCAGGUGGAAUGCUUAGAAGCAGAAAUCGUUCAGGUGGGUUCGCGGCAACGAGCCUCAAGGGGGCAUGCAUGAACGUACCUUGGAGGCAUUUGCAACACGAUGUCCAGGUUUUGUGAGCAACGCGUUGGAUUGGUAGUUGUUCUUGCUGUUCGCUGCUGCUUGCUGCAACUAUUGUUGCUCCUGCUGCUGCUGCUGCUGCUGCUGCUGCUGCUGCUGCUGCUGCUGCUGCUGCUGCUGCUACAUUUGCCGCUGCUACUGUUUCCUGCAUUGUUGGUGCCACGGUAGUUGUUGUCACUUGUUGUGGUUGAUGGUCUUUGAUUGCCAAAUUUACCGUGAAGGAGAAUCCUUGCCUUGGACUAGAUUGCUGCUGUGUUAUCAUCUAUGUAGCUGAAGAAGCACCCGAGAUUUUAUGGCGAGCGCCGCUUGCGUACGUGCUUCCCGCUCGUGGCAAUAGCACACCGUAUCGAAGAGCACUCAUUGUCAAAGGUUUCUGUCUGCUGCAUGUGUACACUCACUGGCACAGGUUAACAAGCACUUGAUGUACUUCUCGGACAUCCUCGCACAGUCACCGGUAUCAUUGCUAGCGUGGUUAUGAUGUCGAUCACUUUUCAUCUGUGUUGUGCCACCCGACGUGUAUGCCCCCGUCGGUGC
Molecule: messenger RNA, 1145 nt
Organism: Ectocarpus sp. CCAP 1310/34
Lineage: Eukaryota; Phaeophyceae; Ectocarpales; Ectocarpaceae
Source: the annotation of a GenBank genome assembly